This is a messenger RNA of Lithohypha guttulata, 1110 nucleotides long. RefSeq lists its product as uncharacterized. The transcript is spliced from 3 exons. Bases 1 to 1110 code for a protein of 369 amino acids. The record is from RefSeq and is a predicted model, not a curated record. NCBI's taxonomy places the organism in Eukaryota, Fungi, Ascomycota, Eurotiomycetes, Chaetothyriales, Trichomeriaceae.
AUGGCUCCUAAAGAUGCACACAAUUCAUAUGGCCUGAAGGGUGCCGAGGAUACGGGGACCAAAGACUCUGGCAGCAACACGGCACCGGCAGAACCUCAUAACUCAUACGGUCUGAAGGGUGCCGAGGAUACGGGGACCAAAGACUCUGGCAGCAACACAGCACCAGCAGAACCUCAUAACUCAUACGGCCUGAAGGGAGCUGAGAGCACAGGUGUCAAGGAUUCCAAAAGGAGAUAUGUUUCGCCGGACACAGAAGAUCUGAGUGUGGCAUCUCUCUUCUCUUUCAGUGACUAUAAUUGCCUCGUAACAGGUGGUGCUACAGGUCUAGGUGAAAUGGCAGCACAAGCAUUUGUCCAAAAUGGAGCACGAGUCAUCAUAGCCAGCCGAAAAGAGUCCGAGCUUAAGAAGACGGCAGACAGACUCAACAGUAUUGGACCCGGUAGGUGUGAGUAUGUUGUGGCUGAUCUGAAGGACAAGGCUGGUUGCGAGAAGCUUGUAUCGGAGGUCAAGAAGAAGGUCGAUUACCUAAAUGUGCUGAUCAACAACUCUGGAGCCACCUGGGGCGCUCCAUACGAUGAUUUCCCUGAGUCAGGCUGGGAUAAACUCAUGGCACUCAAUGUCAAGUCAAUCUUCUACACCACUGUUGGUCUCGAAUCUCUGCUCCUAAAACGUGCCACUGCCGACAAUCCAACUCGUGUGAUUAACAUCGCCAGUAUGGCAGCUAUAUCCACUAGCGAUGUAACAACGACAGAGAGCGGAGGACUUUCAGCCGUAGGAUCAGGCACGUACAGCUAUGGCCCUUCAAAAGCAGCAUGCGUACACCUUUCCCGACUGCAAGCAGCCAAACUGGCACCGCAGCACAUCAACGUUAAUGUGAUAUGUCCAGGAGUCUUUCCUAGCCGAAUGACGAGGUUUGGGAUGGACACAGCGAUGGAUGCGUUGGUAAGCCGACAACCAGGUGGGAGAAUAGGAACACCGAAGGACUUUGCAGGUCUAGUCUUGUUCCUCAGCGGACGUGCUGGAGCUCAUAUGGUUGGCACAGUACAAGAGAUUGAUGGUGGUAGUACAAGGACGGGAUUCAAAACUGUUGGGAGGGACUCAAAGUUGUAG